CCCCGAUCAUAAUAAUAUCAUCGGUGCGAUACUGGCACUGUCCUUCCUUUUAUCUGUUCUUGUUUAUCUGUUGAGUCUUCAACGCAUGUACACCAUGCUGCUUGCAUACGUGUAGCAUCAGGUGUUAACAAGCAUGUGCGAGUAUCGGUGACGACGCUUCCUUUUUGACGUUAAAUUGUUCGCAUUGUUAGAGUACCCAAAUUGCCACUGUACACGACCUUGGAUACGACUAUUUGACGACCGAUAAUACCGAAAAAAGAAAAAAGAAACCAAAAAAGUCAUGCAGAAUACCUACGAACCUCAGGAACCUAGCCCGUUCACUCGCUCACGGAGCGUCAGUGUCUCGAGCGAUGUGGGCAGGGCCCUUCAAGGUACGCCGCCUCUCGUUGAUCCCCGGCCGGCCUUUAUCGCAGCCUCCGCGGCUUCUCAGAUCGUGAGUGUGGAAUUGGAACAGAAUGCCAUGAUACUCGGGGAUGGUGACAAUGCCAUUGUCUCCCAGGGGAGCCUUGCGUUAUUGAAUGGAUUCCUCGACUAUUUGCUGUUCAAUAUUCUAGCUUCUGCCAAAUCGACGCAAUUGGCCGAUCUCCGCCCCGCAAUCGCCGACGUUCUCAAGCCACGGCUUGCGAAGGAGGUGGUAUCUGCCGCCGAUGAGGAGUUGAGUGAAUAUAUGGGUGGCGAUAAAGAAGAUGAAAUACAAGACUUCCGAGGUGGCCAGAAACCAAAUGGCGAGUUCGAUCUAAUCCGAUCGUGGAAAUUGACUCGUUUGAGGUGCAUGGUUUACACCCGACUGGGCGACCUGGAAGAGGAAGAAGAAGGCGAGUAUAUCGCUCUGGAGACCCUCGAUGAGUCUGACGACACCCCACGACGCUUUUCCAACCAUGCCGGAAAUAUUACCCCAGCGGCCGCCAUUUUUCUAACCUCUAUUAUCGAGUACCUAGGCGAGCACGCAUUGGUUCUUGCAGGUGAAAAUGCCGGUAAUCGACUUGCAUCAUUCCGGAAUUCCGCCAAUUCGGCUGAUCUGGAUAACGUCAACUUAAGGGUAACUGUAGAUGAAAACGACAUGGAAAAAUUGGCCCUGAACCCCACUCUGGGUCGUCUAUGGAGAACAUGGAAGAAGCGAGCGCGCACUCCAACAUUAUCGAGGACUCUCUCUCGCGAAUCUUUCUCAAGACGGGGUUUCGCUAGUGGCGUUAGUACAUCCACUCUGGUUGAUGAAUCGAUCAUACGAGAUCCUCCACACGAGGAUCUGACCGAAGAAGAACAUCCGCAAACCCACGAACCAGCUGAUAUUGCCAUACCGGUCAGCGACAAUGAUGUGAAUGAAAUCGAAAUCCCCGGUCUUUGGGUCGACCCGGAGGAGGUAGAGGCAGUGCAGGCUACCGUCAUUGAAAAGGUACGCCGGAGAAGCUUGCAGCUGACAUUUUCGCUUCGGCCAUCAUCAGAAACAUCCGCAAAACCCCAGUCUGUCACAUCCUCAGCAAGUCAUAAGCGUUCUCAAUCCCUUCCAGUUCAACGCACAGCCUUUCCUUUGGCUACACUGGAGGCAUUUGAGACCACCAAAGAUGAGGAAUCACUUCAGGUGGAAGAGAAAUAUUCACAAACCACGCAUGAGAGCGAGGACAGCGACGAAACACCGGCCCAUAUUCAUCUCGAUGCCGCGCAGGAAGAAGUGGUCGACUCCAGGGCUCCUAGCAAAGCCGAAAGUUUAGAGGUGUUGGAGCGUGAAACCCAAGCUCUUAAGAACUCCCAAAAGACAAGUAACAUUAACGCUACUAGCCAACAAGAGGAAGAUGAUCAUGCAACCGAUGGUGAAGUUGUCGAGGGUCAGGGUACCUAUCAGGUACCUAAAUUAUCCAGCCUACCAGCGCAGAGACCGAGGAGAAAAUCUAAUAGAGAUUUACAGCAAAAGGAGGAUCCUAUUGCCACUGGCUAUCGCGACGAUCAUCCACUCCCAACGCAAGGGAUAGCCGCCAUGCCGCCUGUCAACCCCAGCUUAAUGCAACAAAAAACCAAUUUUUCAGAAGACAAAUCUCGUUUACACUUAUCUACACAAAGCCAGGGUGCGACUGCGCCUACUUCUCACCCUCGCCAAUUGGAUGCGUCUGCUGAAGGAUCAGCGGAAGACAUAACUAAUGACCGAGCACAUCGCGCAUUGAAUGGCAGUCGUGCGACGUCCUCGCUGUACACGGAAAGUAUUGAAGUGGCGCAUUCUAUUUCCGAUGACAGUGAGGAGAGUGUAUAUCGAUCUCGAACACCCUCUUACGCGGCUUCGCACGCCCCUUCGACCACCGGCCAAUAUCGUCAAAACACUGGCGACAACUCCCCUGGCCGGGAGCGUGCUGCUGUUCAGCGUGUAAUUUUGGGAUCUUCGACUUCUCAAACGUCCACCAAGUCGCGUCGGUCUGAAAGCAUCAGCGAUAGACGACCACAAACUUCUGGCUCGGCUACAUCCACUGUCUCGAGCAAAUUGAAGAUUCUCAUCGGCCGUCAUCCUGCAGAGAACGAUAUUCCCCUCCCUGGGCGACCUCGACGAUCUUCUGAAGCCAGUGGAUCUGGAGAAGAUCUGGAGGAACCGACCUUAGAUGAACUCAUCAAGAGCGACGAGACAAUUCGCUUUACUCUGACACCACGUAACAUGCGGGCCAUGGAAUUACCUGCGUCGCCUCGUUGGAAUGCCCCUCGUAACGAUCUUACUCAAGACCGUUCGGGUACUGCUGAUUUGGCUGAAUUCCUUAAAAACACUGCUCCCCCAGGUGAACAACAUUCACCACGCACUCCAACGGAUCGUACUCUUCCCAGUCCUCGCGUGAAGUCCUACACUCCCCUUGUCAACGGCCUCAGAGCACAUCCACCCGAGGAUAAUAGCGCGAAAUCUACGCCUACCAGUGUGCACUCUCCAGCAAGUCCGGUGAGUCCAGGAUCGGACCGAGGCAAAUCAACAAUGCCCCAAGCUCGUGAUGCCCGUACAGGCCAUGAAUCCGUUCGCGACUUCGCAGAAUUUCUUCGUGGAACUGGCCCCCAAGGUAAUACAUCUGUUGGCACCAAUCGACCCUCUGAGAGCAGCGUCCGCAGUCAUCAACGCAAUGGCUCUACCUCUGUAGUCACUAGGCCAGAUACUGCACAGUCCGGUGCCUCGCGAGCGACUGCCAGGGCUGGGGACUCGCAAAGCUCACCAAGAAAAAAUGGACCGCGACUUCAAGCUCGUGAUGCUGCAGGUAAUGGUGGUAAUAAGACAUCCGAUUUGAUCGAUUUUAUCAGAGAAGGCCCACCUGGCGCAUCUACUCAUCGCAUUCCCCCCUCGAUUAACAAUGAACCCUCCAUCACCGCGUCUCUUGCCAGCACACGUGCUGAUUCCGCCAACUACACUGGUUCCAUCAAUUCCUUAACCAGUUCCCGCAUCCCUCUUUUGGAAAGCAACAAUCGUUCUGAUGCACCGCCUCCCAUUCCCCCGAAGAAGCGCCGUGGUCCUCGAGACCCAUACGCAAUUGACGACUCUGACGAUGAUCUUGACGCACUAAUAGAAACGUCCAAGCCGUCCAAGCCGCAACGACAGGAGGAAAGCAUGCUCGACUUCCUAAAUUCAGUGCCUCCCCCAGUCAGCCAUAAGGCCCCGGAACCGUUUAUUCUCUCUUCUAACCCUGGUCCCUCCAAGAGUUCGAAUGGGACCUCGGUACUUGGUCUUAAAGGCCGUUUCAGACGAAACACAUCUGUUGACAAAGUCCCUACACUAAAAAAGUCGAUGACCUCGAUGCGUUCAGCCAAGUUCUAUGCGGAAACAUCACCCGCCCCUCCUAUGCCCCAAGUGUCGAGCUUCGUUGUCAAGUCAGGCCAGCCUCGCACAGCCGCGCCAUUGGAGCGCCCGUCACGCCCUACAGAGACCAGUGCCUUGGCGGAUUUCCUGAAGAACACGGGCCCACCGGAACCGCCUGUUCGUGUUGGUACAGCAAUGUCUGAGGAGAAGAAGGACUCGACAUUUUCCAAAAUCUUCCGCCGGAAGAAGUUUGAAUUUUGAAACUAAAUACCUAUCUACCUAAUUGUCUAUCUUUCUUUUCUUGACUACGAUUCUUGCUAUUUAGCGUUCUAUAUCGGCGCCAUCCGACUCUUCUAACGAACAUUUCUUUCUGGAUCACUUCUAGGACUGCCACGUUCUAUUACACUAAUCAUUUCUCUUUUUCUCUUAUUCGUGAUACCUCCGAUUUUCUUCUUGGCUCAAAGCCAAUGUUCUUUUUUCAUUAAUAUUUUUUCUUUUUGAAGUAUUUGAUGAGAUAAAAUUUGUUUAUUUUCUCAAAACUUUGAGGCGCCAUCAUGUAUGUAAACCUUGGGUGGAUUGUUUCGUAGCUGCGACGAUACAUAUGUAGUGAUACAGACGCGAGCCAAGUUCAAUUAUUCUCAUAA
Molecule: messenger RNA, 4395 nt
Organism: Talaromyces proteolyticus
Lineage: Eukaryota; Fungi; Ascomycota; Eurotiomycetes; Eurotiales; Trichocomaceae
Exons: 4
Coding region: 281-4012 (1243 amino acids)
Source: RefSeq, a predicted model, not a curated record